Molecule: messenger RNA, 1263 nt
Organism: Propithecus coquereli (Coquerel's sifaka)
Lineage: Eukaryota; Metazoa; Chordata; Mammalia; Primates; Indriidae
Gene: FCRL1
Product: Fc receptor-like 1
Exons: 10
Coding region: 1-1263 (420 amino acids)
Biological process (GO): cell surface receptor signaling pathway
Molecular function (GO): transmembrane signaling receptor activity
Source: RefSeq, a predicted model, not a curated record
AUGUGCCAGGGUGAGCAGGAGCUGUUUCUGAUAGCCAGCCCCUCCCAGCCCACAGAGGGGAGCCCAGUGACCCUGACCUGUAUGACGACUCAGUCCCUUCCACAGUGGUCAGUUGAUCAGCCCCAGUUCCGCUUCUUCAGAGAUGAACGGGUCCUGGGGCUGGGCUGGAGCAGCUCCCGGGAGCUCCAAAUCGCCGCGGUGUGGAGGGAAGACUCAGGGUCCUACCGGUGUGAGGCAAAGACAAUGGCACCCAAAGUCUUAAGAAGCCGGAUAUUCCAGAUGAACGUGCGGAGAGUCCCCAUCUCUGAUGUGAGCUUGGAGACCCAGCCCCCAGGGGGACAGGUGACAGAGGGAGACAAGCUGGUCUUCAUCUGCUCGGUUGCUAAGGGCACAGGAAACAUCACCUUCCUCUGGUACAAAGGGGCCCUGGGUUUAAACCUGGGAACAAAGACCCAGCACUCACUGACAGCGGAGUUUGAGCUCCCAACGGUGAGGAAGAGUGACGCUGAGCAGUAUUACUGUGCGGCUGACAAUGGCGACGGUCCCAGGCCCAGCGGACUGGUGAGCAUCACCAUCAGAAGUCCAGUGUCUCGCCCCGUCCUCACCAUCACGGCACCCAGGGCCCAGGCUGUGGUGGGAGACGUGGUGGAGCUUCACUGUGAGGCCCCUGGAGGCUCUCCCCCGAUCCUGUACUGGUUUUAUCAUGAGGAUGUCACCCUGGGGAGCAGCUCGGUCCCCUCUGGAGGAGGAGUGUCCUUCAACUUCUCCCUGACUGUGGAACAUUCUGGAAGUUACUCCUGUGAGGCCGACAAUGGCCUGGGGGCCCAGCGCAGUGAGGUGGUGACGCUCAACUUCACAGCGCCUGUCGAGAAAAGAAGGGAUCGUCUUACAUCAGGAGUCAUCGAGGGGCUGCUUGGCACCCUGGGUCCCUCCACAAUGGCCCUCUUAUUUUGCUGCUGGCUCAAGAGAAAAAUAGGAAGACGUUCAGCCAGUGAUCCACUCAGGACCCCUCCCAGCCCUGUACCCCGAGAAUUCACCUACCUCAACUCACCUGCCCCCGUGCAGCUACCGCCUACAUAUGAAAAUGUGAAUGUUGUAAGUGGGGAUGAGAUUUAUUCGUUGGUGUACAGUAUCCAGCAGGAACAGGCACCAGCAGCAGUAGAACCCCCGGGGACACAUGUAGAGAAUAAGGACCCCUUAGACAUCUACUCUAGGCUGAGGAAGGCAAACGUUACAGAUGUGGACUAUGAAGAUGCUAUGUAA